AAUUUUAAUUGCUUCUUUCUUUCUUUAGAUAUCUCGCUUUUAUUCAUUUUUUACUAAUCUUAUAUGUUUUGAAAGAAUUAUUUGUUAAUCUUCAUUAUGUUUUCCCGGAAAAAAUUAGCAAGAAUCGAGUAAAACGGGUCUAAAAACGCGCUGCAUAUUACAUGUAAUCCUAUUCUAGACAAACAAGUCAUGCGUUUUCUUGUUAUUCCCAAUUUUGCAACAAGACGCAGAGACAAAUUUCAAAAUCAUCAAAAGUCCAAUAAAAGAAUGCUUCCUUGCCCCGGAGACGCAGAGAAUUUUCUGGCCGCUUUCGUUAUUUCGUCUCUGUCUCUUUGUCCCGCGUGCUCUUUCUCGUGAAUAUAAUCUGCGACUCUAGUAAUUUUAGCACUAUCUCUCAUGUUCGUUUCGAUUUUUGCGCCACAUUCGACUUCAUUUUUCGUUUUCCAAAACUUCUUUCAAAACAACUUUUUCGCAUUAAUUUGUUGUCUUCCUCACUCUUUUGAAUUCAAAAACGAAAAUUUUAAACCACCGAUUGCAAUUGUUACGAGAUGCAAAAACCCGACGAAUCGAAUGAAAAACUUUCAGAUGAUAUUCCUUGCACAUCAGCAAGCCUUCUCGACCAUUUGAUUCAGAAGGAAGCUUCUGCAGCAGAGGACACUGAUCCCUUGGAUCAUAUUGGCAAUAUAGGAGAAGCUAUCAUUGGACAAUUUUCGUCUGGAGCAGAUGUUGGAACCGAAAUUCUACAAAAUGCUCUCAAAAUGUUCGAUCAAGCAAUGGCCUACACGAAUCCACAGGCUCCACCAAAACGAAAAUAUAAACGAAAAGAAGCUCCGAUAGAGGAUGCUCAACCUACCACGACUUCAUCAGCUACGCUAGCUUCCUUGCUCACUCUCAAUCCGGUUCCAAUUGAAUCUAGUGCGAAAAGAUUCCAUCAAAAUGAUCUACGAGCUGGUUUUUCGCCACGUACCAAGUUCGACGUGGAUUGUUCGGAUUUCUUUCUUCUACAAGGAUCUGAUGCUGACACUCAAUUCAAUAAUCUCCACAAGAAGCUCGAGAAGGAGAGAACGCAGAUGUUUGAUGAUCAAGUUUCGAAAGAUGUUGAACGACUUCUAAAUACCGCAAACAGAGUUCACGGUCCCCGAGAAUGGACUGCCGAGGAGAAAGCCGAAUUCACUUCAUACUGUAGAAGCUGGCGCAGUGGAGCAUUAGGGGCCGAUGACAAGCUGAAUCUUCAGAAAUUUUAUUCAAAAGCGUACGGAAAAGUUUUCCAAGGACUGAGCGAAAAUAAAGCUUCAUCGGAGGAAUCAGCUAUCGAUUUUUCUAAUUUCAUGGGUGUCGGUAGUGAAGAUCCUGCUAAUCAAACAGAAGACGUACCAGGUGGAAGCUGCAAGGCUUCUCCCGACAAUUUCUCAUUCUCUACUUUGAAUCCAAGAAUGAAAUACGAGAAAGAGAAAGAAUUUCGGUCCGCUAUCAAUAAUAUAUUCACGGAAGUUUUCAAAGAAUUUCACUCAAAGAAGCAAUUCAUUCCCAAACCAACUCGCCUGGACGUUCCGCCGUGCGAAAUCGAGCGGGAGCAUUUAUCAAUGCUGAUGUCAAAGUUCAGUAUAGCUAUGGACGAUCCAGAAAAGGAAUGGAAUGUUGAUGAGCUUCAGGAACUGCGUCGAUUCUAUACAUUAUUUCGAGAAAAAAAUCAUUUGCCAUUCGUUCAAACUAAGGAAUUCGGAAAAUUUCUGCGUAAAGCAUUUGGAAGACUAGAGCAUUAUGAGCUUCAACGAGAAAAUGACACUUCUCUUCAAGAAAAACGAAAAUUUUGGCAAGAAUACAGGAAAACGCAUGUACCACCGAAAAGAGAGCGAAAAGCGUGCGCGGCUAGAACCACACCAGUAAGACCUUAUAUAAAAUCGAAUAUUGAUACAAAAGGAGAAACUGAAGAAGAGAGAAGAUUGCGGAGAGCUGCGUAUCUUCGAAAGUGGAGGCUAGCUCAAAAAGAGAAGCAUUCAGCAGACGUCAUGUCACAGUUCAAGCACCAGGAAGAUGUCGCCUUGUGAUUUCUUUGUUUAAUAUUAAUCAACUUUUUGUUCGCAUCUCAGGAAAUGUUCUUUGAAAAAUAAUUUGUUAGAUAAAAUUUAUUUUAAUCCGAAUAAAUAUUUUAUAAUC
Molecule: messenger RNA, 2157 nt
Organism: Caenorhabditis elegans
Lineage: Eukaryota; Metazoa; Nematoda; Chromadorea; Rhabditida; Rhabditidae
Product: DNA helicase
Exons: 6
Coding region: 549-2048 (499 amino acids)
Source: RefSeq, marked reviewed